CCAAUGACUCAUUGAGUGCCCGGAUGUCGUAUUUCUAAGCAACAUGGCGUCGCGGAGAUAUAGCAGACAUUGCAUCGCGAGCAGAUAAAGUGCAUGGCUUGGGAUUACUAGCUUAUUUUGUGCCAUGACGGAGACGACAAGCACAAUUUAUGGACUACAUCUUAUUUUUAUGGAUCUAAUUUGACGUUUCAUUUAGAAAACUUUCAUUUAUAACUGCUAAUUGAGAGCGAAAAUGGCAACAGACAAAGUCAAAGUCGCAGUGCGUGUAAGACCUAUGAAUAGACGAGAGGUUGAUCUGGCUGCAAAAUGUAUUGUAAAUAUGGAUACCACACAAACUGUAUUGUUUCAUCCAAAAGACAGAAACGAAGAUAAAGAACAAACGCCUGAUAAAAGGUAUGACAUUGAUUUCAGCAUUCAAGCAGUUCCCAAAGUACGCUCUCCUUCACAGGAUAUCGGUGAAUCAGGUGGGCGCAAAGCUCCAAAGACUUUUGCAUUUGAUCAUUGUUUUUGGUCAAUGGAUGAGAAGGAUCCUAAAUUUGUUUGCCAAGCAAAAGUGUUUGAAUGUCUAGGACGAGAUAUUUUGAAGCUGGCAUACGAGGGUUAUAAUGGCUGUAUUUUUGCCUAUGGACAAACAGGUUCUGGCAAAUCAUAUACUAUGAUGGGAACAGCAGACGAGAAAGGAAUAAUACCUCGUUUGUGUGAUGCCCUUUUUGAGAAAAUAGCCACAAAUGAUGACCCUGAUUUGACCUACAAAGUAGAAGUAUCAUAUAUGGAAAUAUAUAACGAGAAAGUUCAUGAUCUUCUGGAUCCAAAAGGUGGCAAACAAAACCUACGGGUUCGAGAACACAACAUCCUUGGCCCCUAUGUCGAUGGACUUUCAACACUAGUUGUAUCAUCAUUUGAGGAUAUUGACAACUUGAUGAAUGAAGGUAACAAAUCCAGAACUGUAGCAGCAACUAACAUGAAUAGUGAGAGCAGCCGCUCUCAUGCUGUCUUUAACAUAAUUGUCACUCAGACACUUGUUGACAGUGGGUCAAUGGUGAAGGGUGAAAAGGUCAGUAAGCUAAGUUUAGUCGAUUUAGCUGGAAGUGAACGAGCUCAAAAAACCGGUGCUGUUGGUGAACGCUUAAAAGAAGGUAGCAACAUCAACAAAUCCUUAACAACACUUGGUCUAGUUAUAUCAGCUUUAGCUGACCAAGCUGCUGGGAAGAACAAGAAUAAAUUUGUACCAUACCGAGACUCUGUCCUGACAUGGCUUCUAAAGGACAACCUUGGUGGUAACAGCAAAACUGUGAUGGUAGCUACUGUGAGCCCAGCGGCAGAUAACUAUGAGGAAACACUUUCCACUUUGCGUUAUGCUGACCGUGCAAAGAGAAUUAUAAACCAUGCUGUGGUAAACGAAGACCCCAAUGCUCGUAUUAUUCGGGAGCUCAGAGAAGAAGUUGUUGUAUUACGUAACCAACUCAGCGAAGCUCAGAGCAUGAAAGCACCUGACCUGAAAGAUCGUCUUGAAGAAUCUGAAAAACUUAUCAAAGAAAUGACAAAGACCUGGGAAGAGAAGUUAGCUGAAACUGAAAAAAUACAUCAAGAAAGACACAAGGCUUUGGAAAAUAUGGGAAUAUCUGUCCAGACUUCUGGAAUCAAAGUUGAACAGAGCCGUUUUUAUUUAGUCAACCUAAACGCUGAUCCUUCUCUCAAUGAACUUUUGGUCUAUUACUUAAAAGAGCAUACACUGGUUGGCCGCACCGAUGCUGCUGUUCAACAAGAUAUUCACCUCAGUGGCCUGGGAAUCAUGCCAGAGCACUGUAUUGUGGACUUUGAAGGCAAUGACGUCUACCUCACACCUCUUGAAGGAGCCAGAACCUGUGUCAAUGGCUCUGUGAUACAUCAGAAAACUAAAGUCAGAAAUGGCGACCGAAUUCUCUGGGGGAAUAACCAUUUUUUCCGGAUAAAUCUACCAAGACCCAACAAUACCUUGCCUCCAUUAGUUUCUGAGCCUGAACAACAUAUUGACUACGAUUUUGCCCAGCAGGAAUUAAUGAUGAAGGAACUUAGCAAUGACCCCAUCCAAGAAGCUAUUUGUGCCAUUGAAAAACAAUACGAAGAAGACAAACAGGAGGCUCUUGAACGGCAGAAGCAAAUGUAUGAAAGGCAAAUGCAAAUGCUGCGCAGCCAGUUAGUAUCACCAAGUACACCUUCAUUUCCAUUCCCCUCAUUUGACCUGAACCGAAUGACACCAGGCAACUCUACACAGAGCAGUAUACAACGCAAGUACCAACAGUGGGCACAAGAAAGAUGUCUUUCACCAAGACAUGACAUUGUGAAAGAAAAACUAUUCAAGCAGAGCUUGGCGAAACUUCGAGAAGAAGUAAUCAAGGCAAACACUUUGGUGAGAGAAGCCAACGACUUGGCGCAAGAAAUGGGUAGACAGACUGAAUUCCAUGUCACCCUUCAGAUCCCUGCUGCCAAUCUCAGCCCAAACAGACGUAGAGGAGCAUUUGUAAGCGAGCCAGCAAUUUUAGUGAAGAGAAAAUAUCACAACAGCCAGAUCUGGUCAAUGGAGAAAUUUGAGAACAAAAUUAUUGAUAUGCGGGAGUUGUAUGAUGAAAACAAAACUUUGGCACAUCCAUUGAUGGUACUAGAAGAAUCUGAUGAUUACUCGAAAUGCAACCAAACAAAAAGUUCCACACAUUCAGUUGAGAGUCAGGCAAGCAAAGACGGAAAUGCUCCUAAAGGUGAUCCAUUUUAUGAAUCCCAAGAAAACCACAACUUGAUUGGUGUUGCAAAUGUCUUCCUGGAAUGCCUUUUCUAUGAUGUCAAGUUAGACUAUCAUGUACCUAUUAUUAGUCAACAAGGAGAGAUUGCUGGAAAACUCCAUGUUGAGAUCUCGAAACUAGGUGGUUCACUUAUUGACAAGUAUUCAGAUGUUAGUUCCGAGGGAAGCGAUUAUGAACCAAAACGGUCUUCUUUACCAUUUGAUUCAUUUGAUGAAGACAGCAAUUUAGCUAUUGGAGCACCACUCUAUGUUCGGAUAUCUAUUCGAGAAGCACGAGGACUUCCAGCAGCUCUUUCGAACUUUGUCUUUUGUCAAUAUUCUUUUUGGGGUCAAUUGGAACCAAUCGUUGUAGCUCCUUUGGUAAACCCAGAAUACUGUGAUCCUGAUCGAGAAGACGGUGCAACAGUAACAUUCUCCCAUACUAAGGACUUUAAAGUUUGUGUGACUGAAGAAUUCAUUGAACAUGCCUCCGAAGGAGCCCUUUCCAUUGAGGUUUGGGGCCAUCGAAGUCCUGGCUUCAGCAACAAUAAUACCUGGGAUCCUGAUAACAGGCAAGCUAGAUCUCGUUCUUUAUUAGACAGGUGGAAUGAGGUAAUGCGAAAAAUUGAAUUCUGGGUUGAAGUUCAUGAACUUAAUGAACAGGGAGAAUAUACUCCAGUUGAAGUUGUGCCGAAGCCAGAAGUGCCUUCUGCUGGAGUCUUUCAACUUCGACAGGGUCACUCCAGACGUGUGAUGGUUCGUGUAAAACCAGUGGCCAAUUCUGGAACCUUACCACUGAUCUGCGAAUCUAUUGUCUCUAUUUCGAUUGGAUGUAUUUGUGUCCGCUCUAAGCUACAAAAAGGCUUAGACAGCUACCAAGAAGAAGACCUCAAUUUACUUGGAGAGCGUUGGUCUGAUGCUCUAAUGCGACGCAAGGCUUACCUUGCCGAACAGUUUCAGAAGCUUAUUAACAAACAAGAUAAGAAUGAAGCUGAAGUCGACCGAGAGACAUCUCUAGUUGAACAAUGGAUUGGACUUACUGAAGAAAGAAACGCUGUGCUGGUCCCUGCUGCUGGAAGUGGCAUACCAGGGGCACCAGCUGACAGUGAAACUCUUCCGGACAUGGAGCAGCACGUACCUGUAUUAUUCCUCGAUCUGAAUGCUGAUGAUAUGAGCACACCUAGUGCCAAGGAAGGCUUACAAGCUGCUGGAAUCAACUCCAUUCUCCCCAAAGAACAUGGGGCGAAAUUUUACAGUUUACCAAUCAUUAAGACAUAUGGAGAAAAAGAUAUUUGUGCAAUUGCAUCUUGGGAUUCCUCCAUCCACGAUUCGCAAUAUUUAAACAGAGUGACACCUUCAAAUGAGCGUGUCUACUUAAUUUUGAAAGCAAUUGUCAGACUAAGUCACCCAGCUUCAAUGGAGCUGGUUUUGCGCAAAAGACUUUGCAUUAACAUAUACAAGAAACAAGGACUAACAAGUAUCACAGACAAGCUUAAGAAAAGGAUCACAAGAUCUGAUUUAUUCUUAGGCAGUGGUGUGACUUAUGAAGUUGUGUCUAAUAUCCCAAAAGCAUCUGAAGAUCUAGAGAACAUGGAAACUCUUGCUCAGAUGGCAGCAUCUCAAAAUGAAACCAAUGCUGCUGAUGGAGAAACAUAUAUCGAAAAAUACAUCAAAGGUGUGUCUGCUGUGGAAAGUAUUCUCACACUGGAUAGAUUGCGACAGGAAGUUGCUGUAAAAGAGCUAUUAUCAGCGUCUGGCCGUUCCCUGCGUAAGACCACGAGUGUGCCAAACAUCCACCAGGCUAUGGUGUCUUCUCCUCCUCGAAUUGAUGACCAGCUACGUGCUGACAGCAUCCAAGAUCUCUCAUUCCAAGAACUGUACACGUCAUCCUCUUCCCACAAAUCUGGCAACAGCUCCUACGCUGGUGAGUCAAUGAUGAGAAAGCGAGCCUUUUCUGAGGUUGGGGCAAACAUAGCAAAUGCUGCUAAGGAAGGCGGUCUCUUGACAAGGAGGCGUUCAGUCGGCUUAGCCCGUCCGAACUUUUUGAAUUUACGCAGUAACACCCAGAGUAACACUGCUAAGCGUACGUUUAAACUUCUCUCUCAUUUCUUUCACCAUGACGCUCUGCUAGGACAACUUGGACAGUGGAUAUCUAAACCCCCAGAACCAACACCAAAAUCCACAAUUAGCCCCCAUGCGUCGAAAGCAGUAAAACCGUUGAGAACUCUCCAAGAAGAGCAACAGCAACGAGAACGGAAGCCUCUUCUACAGCAGGACACCGAAGAGGAUUUUGAUGAGGAUUUUGAUAUGGCACACAAGCACAGUAUUUUUAACAAGGAUCCCAAUAGUGUUGAUAGUGAUGAUUUUCAGGAAUUCGAGUCUUAUCAGAGCCAGCAUUCAUCUCCUUUUGCUGAAAAGUUUGUGGCUCAGAGGCCCACAACUAUAUCCCAUUCUGUGACUGCUGAUAGUUUGAUGGAGAUUCAAACAAAAAGUUUUACUCCCAGCAUGACUUCUAGUGGCUAUGGUUCACAAGCAGUUUCCACCCUCACCUUAUCAUCAGAGGAUUCUGUUAGUAUUCGGAGUAUCAACCUUGAUGAAGCCUCGGCUGAAGGGAAGAACAGUCCUCCAAAAACAUUUCCAACUCCACUUAGUGACCAAGGGCUGGAAAGUAUUCCAGAUAAGGCCCCCAUGAAAAGCUUUUCCCUUGAUUCCAUUGCUGAUCAAGCCGUGUCUGCUGCUCGUUUGGCUGAUUUAAUUAAUGGUAAUAUCGUCUCUGACAACAAUGAACAGGAUGAAUCUGACUUUUCAUACAUGCUAAAUCAAAGCAAUGAUUUCAGUGAUACUUUGCAAUCAACAGUGGACAACCACAGAUCUUCAAAGUCCACUUUAAUGGAUCUGGAUAGCUCCUCAGUCAAUGAGACUACAAUGAAUCCAGCCUCUCAUCCAUGUCAGGAUCAAGAUCAGGAAUACAGUUUCAAGGAGGAAGAUUACAACAGCCAGGUACUUGCAAAUGCAACCAAAAACUUAAAUCUAUCAUCUAAUUUUAACGAUACUUCUGAAAUGCUACAUUCACGCAGAUCACCAUUGGAAGGUAGCAACAGUUUGCAUGAUAUGGACUACGAGAUGUCCUCUCCUCAGGGCCAAAGUACACCUCUUAAAAAGACCCAAUCAGUUGAUGAUAAUGAACUAGACUCCAGUACCUCCCUCUCACAUAGCUGUGACUGGGGAGAUUCAUACAAUGAGACAACUGAGGAUGAUCUCAAUAAAAUAUGUAAUACUCUCCACAAUAUGGACACAGAUAACAAGCAAUGCAAGCAAGCUGCUGCCAAAGGUAAUUCCAACCAACCUGUCAACAGAAAACUACUUACCGAUUCCUCUACAAAUAUCAAUAGCAACAUGACUGACAAUCCAAAGAAGAGCACAUCAAAAAGUGAAUCUAAAUCCUACUCUGCAAAUAGCCUUGAACGCAAGAAUAACUCUGAUAAACGGACUGUAGAGGGACAUCUAAAGAGGAAUCUUAGUCAUGGUUCUGCACAUAAAAGACGCCCAGUUUCAUGCUCUCUGCCUAGUGGCAGUGAAAUAACAACAUCAUGCUCCAUGAAAGACCUUUCUUAUCAAAACAUGAAUAUGUCUACAUCAAACGAGACUCUGUCAGGUGGAGAAGACAGUAUGAGUUUAUGUUCGUUUGGAAGCCGUGCUGACCUGGACCGUCUCCAUGAAGGCCCACUACCCACUUGGAUCCAACAAGGAGAAGGUGUAAUCGUCACGUCCUCUAAGGGAUACUCUAAACCUGGAGUUGUUCAGUUUAUUGGUACUGUUCACUUUGCUAGUGGAAUUUGGAUUGGAGUCGAACUAGACAAUCCUGAAGGUAAAAACGAUGGCUCAGUCAAUGGUUCUCGUUAUUUCAAGUGUCGUUCAAAACAUGGAAUUUUCGUGCGACAUGAUAAACUAAUCUGGGACAAACGGCGUCGUAGCACAAAAAAAAAUCAGUCAGGUUUGAGCAGCUACCAUGCUAGCAACCGGCGAAGUCUCGGCAGCUUAACAGCUGUCACUGGUUCCAUUCCACUGUCACGUUCCAGCUCAAAUCUCUCUGCUGCUGCUGUUGCUGUCUCAGUUGGUACUGGCAAUGGAACCACUUCUUCAUCUUUGCCAUCUACGGCUGGCACAUCGCCAUCUUCGUUCAUGCGGCCAACUUCUGCAAGUUCUGCCAAGCGAAAAUAACCAUCUUCUUCCCUGUUUUUUUCGGCUCCUCCCCAUUUCACCUUUGUCUAACUUACCCAGUUCUUUAUAUUAUACAAAAUAUAACAUGUCUGUCACCAUCAAGUGUGCCAUAAUGCUAUUUAAAACUACCAAACUACCAAACAAACCAACCACCAUGCCAGCAGCAAUGAUGAUGAUGAUGAUGACGACGAUGACAACGACGACAACAACAACAACAUCUGCAACUACAGUGAUAGUUAUUUCAAUUGUGUUUACUUUCACACCUGACGAGUGAGGUAAACGACAGUGAAUAACCUGAUUGUCGGGAUUUUAGAAUGAUUUAUAUUAUUACAUGGGGAGGUUGCAUUGAUCGCAGGAAGGAAGGUAGUAUUGCCUCUCCCUUACUCACUUCUCUGCUCUUGGCUUUAGAAGAAGUGAAAGACAUGGACCAAAUAACUUAAAUUAGCAGACACGCUUACCUUCUCUCUCUCUCCCUCUCUGUCACUUUCACUCAAAUGAUUAUCUUCUUUCUAAUUUUUUUUCCCCAAUAUUUAUUUUUUAAAUUAGAUUCAUCAGGUGGCUCUGUUAUUGUUGUUGUUAAUAUUGCUGUUUUCUUCCCACUGGGCUCUUUCUCUCCCUUCACAUAAUCAUCAUAGAAGGCUAAUCAUACGAUGUGAUUCUAUUAAUUCCCUUUCCAAAGAGAGUGUUUUUGUUUGUUUUUUUUUCUGUUGUUGUUGCUGUUUUAUUAUUAUUAUUAUUAUCAAUAUUUAAAAAAUAUUAUUACUAUCAUUAUUAUUAUUGAGUUCUUGCUUUUAUGUGCAGGAGCAAAGGGCCUCCCUGAACCUUACCCUUAUCACACAAUUCUAACUUAUCUUUUGAAUUAUUUACAUGGGGGUAUGGAAAUUAUGAAGGAAAGGAGGGGGGACAUAUUAUUUUGAGUACAUUGGCAUGAAUGUAUGUGUGUUUCAUUUUAAUAUAUACUAACACUAUAAAACGGUAAAAGAACUGUCAUUGUUGAUGAAAAAACAAUUUCUUUUUUUAGUUAACUGAAGUGGAAAAAGCAAAACGCAUUAGAAACUUAGGUCUUUUGUUUCGUCUUGUUUGGUUUUUUCCACCCUUUGUUUCAUUUUCGUCACAGAUAUUUCAUAAUGUUAUUGAGCUUAUUAUAUACGUAGGCUUCCUCCCAUUCCCGACUCUUAUGUUUUCAUAACUGUUUUUUCACCCCCUUCAUAUUCUUGUUACUUUUAAGCUUACCCCCCCCACAAAACAAAUCUUGGACUCAGUUGUACAGCUGGCCAAGUCCGGAUGGUUGUACAACUGCAGAAGACAUAUCAUUUUGCUCAUAUAUAUAUAUAUAUCUAUGUAUAUGCUGAUUUGUAAUAUUUAGCAGCUAGUCACGUUUUUUUCAUUUUUUUUUUUCUUCCGAAAUUUGUUACUGAUAGCAACUAUUAUAGAUGAACAAUUUUUUUGUGUUGCUUAUCAUCAUCAUCAUUACCAACCAAGCUGGUAUUUAGUUCGUUUUCUGUUUGUUUGUUUUUCGUUUUUAUUGUUUUCGUUUACUGUUCUUUCAACUUCUAAGCUAUGUAUUAUAAAUUGACCAAUCUCUUUCUUAAUCUAUUUCCAUAAAACGGUCCCCUCAGCUGUUUCCUUCGACUUGUUGUUUGAUACCUUCUACAACAGAAAGGAUCAAAUUUGUAUAAAAGACCAGCUGUGCUGCUGCUGCUGAUGUUGAUGACCACCAAGGUGACAUAUUUCCCUAACUAAGAACUCUCAGAACAUCCAUCUCCUUUCAUUAAUUCCUAUUUAUCAUUUGUAGAGCAUUACUACUGAGAGCUCAGUUUUGGCUUGUCUUUCAAAUGGAAAACAAUAUUCCCUCAUUGGCUUAGGGCUCAUGUGUUGUACACUGAGACUAGCUUUUAUAGCUAUUUGAUAGACUCAUAAAUUUAUAUAUGUAUAUGUAUGUUUGCAUAUGUAUGUAUGUAUAUAUUAUACACAUACACACACACAUGUAUGACUACAUACAGAAUCCCCUGCCCCCAACUACUACUACCACCACCACCAAAUUUGUUUUUAGUAAAUACAUAUGUAAAUACGUAUCUACAUUCCAAUUGCACCUUUUUUUUCAUGUGUGCUAGUAUAUAUGAAUAUUACAUGCCGGCACACCAACCUUCAAUGGCAAUCUCCCUUUGCACUCACUCACUCACUCAAUAUAGCUUUUAACCCCUUAACUAUCUGAGGAUCUCUCAACUUUAUUUCUUCAACUAGAUUAGACUCUAACCAAUAUAAGAUCUAUCUUCUGAAAAAAUCCCUCAUCAAUUUAAAAUUGUUUCAACUGCCCUGAGGGUAGUAGUAAACUUUAUAUGAUUAUAAUCUUGCGAUUGUUAUUUUUGUUUCAAUUCCAAGUUAAUUACCCCUUUUUUUAAAAAAAAAGAGCAUUAAUAAUUAUUAAUUAUGAAGAAAAAAAAUGCUUAUUUUAUUUGAGAUUGGAACAGCUCAUCAAAUAUAUAUGAUAUAUAUAAAUAUAAUAUAUAUAAUAUAAAACAUACCUGGAAUUGAGUUAUUCUUUAAAAAAAUACAUUCAUUAAAACCAUGAGUUUUCUAAUACAAAAAUAUUCACAUCUGUUGAGAACUAAUUACAAAAUAAUCAAACAAUUAGAAAAUUCAUUUAUCAAAUGAUAUAAAAAAAACUGUCUAGAACAGAGAGAAUUCCCUUCAUGUUAAUUUUAUUUUGCUAUUAUUUUGAGCCCCAAAUUACAGUAGCCUUCUCAGGAACUGUACGUAGUCACUGCUGACUGGAGCUUUGUCCAUGUCUGUUCAACUGUUUGCUCAUCUCAAAGAAAAUCUACUUAGCAUGCACAAUUCACCAGAAAGUUAAAUUUUUCUAUGUACAUAUGUAUGUAUGGACGGAUGGAUAGGAUGGGUAGGGUGUACUACAUAGUUGUAGGAGAGGUCAAAUAAGUUAAUAACAUACUACUUGACUCUAUAAACUACCUUUAAAAAAAAUAGGCAAAUUUUAACUUUAUGCUUUUGUUAUUAUUUUUAAUGAUAAUAAGAAGGAGGCGGUGAGCUGGCAGAAAUAGCAUGCCAGAUUAAAUGCCUGAUAAAAUCUCAUCUCACCUUUCUAUAUUCAGAGUUCAAUUCCCACCACGAAUAUACUUUGCUGUAUAUUCCCUCUUUGGGAAUCAAUAAGUACCAGUUAUAAACUGGUUUCUUCAAUUGCCUAUAUUUUCCUCCCCUACAAAAUUGGCCCAAAUACCUAAGUAAGAAAUCAUUAUUAAUGAUAAUUAAGCUGACAAUGGUAGUAAUUUAUUAUCAUUGUGAUUGAGCAAUUUAUAAUCUUAUUGAACAAAAAUUUAAAUUAAUAUUUCUGUAUUCUGAAAUUUUUGACAAUAUAUUCACCGCUAAUUUCCUCUAAACCACAUGGAUUUCGUUUUGUGACACAAAUAAGCAAGAUUUAGAUUCUACAAGCUUCCAAUUUCUGCUAGAUUCUGUUUGAAUGUUGGUGUGAUUUUAAUUUGGAUUAAAGAUGAACAGGUUUAAAAUAAGAUAACUUUAAGGAUAAUCUUUUGAUGUUGUAUUUAUUAUUUUUAAAAUUCUUGAAAAGAGAAAUGUAAAUUGUGGAAUUUGUUGUUGAUUCUUUUCUCCGGUUAGAAAACUGUAUUUAAUUUACUUUUAGACGAUACACCGAAAUCUCUCUUAGCACAUAUCAUAAACUCAAUUAAACAUGAAUAGUGUUGUAACAUUUAAAGUUUAGUUUUUUGAAGUUAUUUAUUAUAAAACUUUCAUCUUUCGCUAACACUCAACUCUUUGUCUAUUUAAAAUUCUCAAUGAUUUUUUUUUUCCUUUUUGAUAAUAAGACUUGUUUAUUUGAGUGAUUAUUAAUGGGACCAAAACAAGCUUAGCUAAGGCUUCUCCUAUUACCUGUAUAGUUAGCUUAUCAACAACUCAACAUUUGACUGCAGAAACCUUACACUUUACCAGAAACUAAUUUACUCAAUGAAAAUAAGACAUUUUUAAUAAUAGAAAAUCUAUUUAUUUGAUUAGAUUAUAUAAUUGCUUUCAAACCAUCAUCAUCUCUGUAAGCUCCUUACAAAACAUAGAAUGGUUUAGUCUAAUAGGGUAAUUGAUGAGACUGAAAUUUUUUAUUUUACCAAUGAAAUACAGUAAGCUAAAAAAUCUGUAAAAGUCUGUGUUGGCUUUCCUUUUUCUCUUGUGUUUCAAGAAUUGGCAUAUUUAUUUCUUCUCUAACAGCUACAUAGUAUUUAAUAAUGUGCUUUGGACUGGGAACCAAAUUAUAUUUUUUAUUUGUUCGAAGAUAGUGAAAGCAAAGCAAAGAAUGGACUGCCAUAUACAAUUGAAGCUUCUAGCAAUUUCAGUUCUUAUAAAGUUAUUUGGUUCCUGUUUUAAUCUUGAACAUAUAAAUUUAUCUUUGCAAACUAGGUUCUGUGCAUUCAAUCAAGCAGCAUUUCUGGUAAGACCUGAAUACAAUAGCUUUUAAUUCUAAAAUUAUUGUUUAAAAGUAUUGACUGUAUAAACUCUUUAAACUAAAAAUGCUUUUUAGCUUUAAAAAUAAUCUAUAAUUUUCACCUGCCCAUUGCAUCAAGGUAAGAAGCUUUAUCAGUAAUUUGAUAAUUUCAGUAUUAAAGAAAGGUGUCCUAUCUUGCAUUAAAGUUGAUACAAGUAAAUCAAUUGUUUGGCUGUGUGUGUAUGUGUGAGUAUAUUGGUUCCGAUAAGACAGAUGCCAAUAUUACUCUUCUCUCUCUCUCUCUCUCAAUGUAAUUUCCACAGCAGAGCAACCUACACAUGUACAUAGACAUUGGUUGUGAGACUGUGAUCAUGCUGCAGCAAGGACCAAAAGCAGCCUGCUGUGUAAUUGUGAUCUUCCUAAGGUAUAAAACUGAAUCAGAUGCAUGCUCUUUAAAGGUACCAGCUCUUAAGCAGUUAAUCUUAGCUUCAGCAAGAAAUUAGUUCCACUGUCGAAAUGAUGGGAAGCAGUUUUAUUUAUUUAUUUAUUUGAAAGGGAGAUCAUUAUUUAUUUAUUUACUUAUUUAUUUCAAUUUAUUUAUUUUGCUUAAUAUUUUCUCCCAACUGCUUCCGUUUUUCUGUAGCAACGCACCCACAUCAGUUAUAUAUUAUAUAUGUCCAGCACUCCCCACCCUUUUGAUUUUUUUUCCCUUUUUUUUUUUUUUUUUUUUUUUUUUUUUGUAAGUAAAAUAUUUGGCUGACUCUCAAGCAGAAAUGUUCUGCUCAGCAAAUGAUGUGUUUGGCAUCAAAUUCAGACAGCUGUUUCAUUUGCUUACGUGUUAAGAUUAAAAUUGUGUUGUAAAACUUACAUUUGUGUGAUUCAAUAAAUAGUUAGAUGUUCCCAGAGAUCUACUUGUGACUACACCUGCCAUAGUUUUCAUCUCCAUGGCAAGUUUACUCUCCUCCCCCACCCCACCCCCACUCCACUUCAUUUUAUAUAACAGUGAGUGUUGUUUUUGUGGCCAUUGUAUAUAAGUGAUAUGAUCUGUGAUCCUCUGCCUUCUACGAAGGUUGUACUAGUUCAUGUAGGAGAUUGUAAGAACUUUCAUUUCAGAAUGGCUCCUUUCUCUUGCAGCUUCUGUCAGUUUAAAGAAAAAAAAAGAAAAAAACUUUCCUGAGACUUUUCUGCAUCAAAGAAGUCUUUGUUCUAAUUAAAAUUGCUUAGUUAAAAUAUUAAUUUUUUAAUUUUUUUUUUACCUUUAGACAGUCUAAAUUUCCAGGCAGAUUCUGUAAUUGUGAUCGUUUCUCCACCCCCUGACCCCCUCGCAAGACCUUCAUGACAUAGUACAACUUAAGGCCAAUGCAACACUGAUAGAGAAGAAACUCAACAAAAACUGAUGCUACUUCAAAGGACUUUGUUUUGCACCUUUUGUUUAUCUAAUAAUUAAUGAGAAUAGACAAAUUUGGUUCCAAACCCAGGCCACAGAUCUCAACAUCUCAAAAAAAAAAAAACAACAAAAUUAAAUAAAAAGUCUAGGCUCUACUUCAUAUUUGACUUUAACCUUUAACAAAACCCUUCAUCUUUGAUUGUUCAGUUUCCUUGUAUCCCUUUAUUAAAUCUGGUUUAAAAAACAAAGUUGUUCAAAAAUGUGAAUAAAUUGCUCACUUAGAGAUUGUUGUA
Octopus sinensis (East Asian common octopus) is the source of this 13100-nucleotide messenger RNA. Its product is annotated as kinesin-like protein KIF13B. Gene Ontology annotation, molecular function: ATP hydrolysis activity; microtubule motor activity; ATP binding. The transcript is spliced from 44 exons. Gene Ontology annotation, biological process: cytoskeleton-dependent intracellular transport; microtubule-based movement. Lineage: Eukaryota; Metazoa; Mollusca; Cephalopoda; Octopoda; Octopodidae. Gene Ontology annotation, cellular component: microtubule; kinesin complex. The coding region runs from base 233 to 6976 and encodes 2247 amino acids. The record is from RefSeq and is a predicted model, not a curated record.